AUGCGAUGCGCGAGCAAGGCCGCCGAGAGCGCGUCCGCACGUCUCUGUGCGGACGCCGAAGCAGAAACCACAGCAACUGAUGUCUCAUCGGUUGCUGAAGCGACCCAGCCUGUGUCACUUGGUGAUGCAGGCGCUGUUCAUGAAGGCACUCAUGUCUUCACAGAGUAUGAGCUCGGUGUCUCAUACUAUCCUGAUACGGAAGACGGAUCCGUAUCGACGGCGAUCGAAUCCAAGCCGCCUGCCAAGCGUGGCAUGGAUGAUGUUAUGCGUCGUAGCAUCUUUGGUUCAUACGAUGAAUCAGAUGAACCAUCGCCGAAGCGAAGGCGCUCGAGGUCGCGAGACUCGGGCGCUAGCAGUGGUGUCGAUUCUCCUAUGGACACCACUUCGCAACGAGGUGCCAGUCCUUCUGUCGGCACGUCGCAGGAAGAGCGGGACCGCAAUGUCUUGCGUCUCGCUCCUGAGAAGAAGGCGUGGAUGCCUUCUAAAUCUGUCAUGGAUCACUUGUCGGCGACGACGAGUGAUCGUUAUCGAACACGGUUGUUCGAUUCGUCAAGGAUCCAUCACCUUGACCCCAGCGCGAAAAACUAUCGCGCUGAGAAUGAGUUCUUCAUCGAUGCUUUCUUUAGACAUCGAUGGUACAGUGGGAAUCACAAGCGUGAUGGUCCCUCACUACUUCAAGCGUGGAACGCCUACAUCCAUAACCUUGGGGAUGUAGGUCGUGACGCUUGGAACGACAAACUUAUCAAAGCUCGUGAUAAGUUUGAAAAGCGAACCCUGACAGGUGCACGCUACAAGCUGCAUCGUCUGUCUAAGGAGGGUGGGUUACCCUGUCUCUCUUGGGGAGACUCGUGCCCAUGUUGUGUGAACAACUCUGCACGAGCACUUAAGGAGGCUUACCUCCUUACUAGCCCGUGGUGGCGCGUACGUAUCUCUACUGAAAUGUACGAAGGGAUUGACAGCCUGAAAUCCCUUUACGACCGUGCCGGGAAGACUUUCUCCGGCGGUCAUUCUGCGGCACAGGAUGUGCCACGUCGUACUGCUCAACUAGACCCAGUACGUCAACAAUCAGUUGGGAGCGGGGCUCCCAAGUAUCCCAGGACGGGGGAUAGCCGCGCCACCGGACGAGAUAACUCGUCCGACGUCCGUUCACGUCGCGGUGGUUCAUCAGCUGCUCAACUAGAUAGCGCUGGCCACCGCGAGAGUUCCUCUAAUGGAGGUGGAGGAGGAGGAAAGGCGCUCUCCACACGAUCGUGGGGAUCCGUGUGUUCCCGAGAGCUUCUUUGA
Peronospora matthiolae is the source of this 1284-nucleotide messenger RNA. The record is from the annotation of a GenBank genome assembly. Lineage: Eukaryota; Oomycota; Peronosporomycetes; Peronosporales; Peronosporaceae.